Messenger RNA from Geodia barretti, 795 nucleotides. The record is from the annotation of a GenBank genome assembly. Lineage: Eukaryota; Metazoa; Porifera; Demospongiae; Tetractinellida; Geodiidae.
AUCUGUGGGCGUUCUCCACAGCAGCCACUGGCAACGUGGAGUGAACGGCUCAAGAGAUGGUCGUCGGGAAACCGGACAACAAAGAAACAAACGGGAGACACAGCUACCGAGUCAGAGACCAGUUCUUCCUCUGGUGGUGAAGCUCAGGAGGUGAAGUCUGAGGUGUCACAAUCCACCACAAAACAGGAGACGGCUGAAGAUGACAUUGAGGUCUUGUUACAAGAGAAAGAUGAGAAGAUAAAGCAGCUUCAAGACAAGUACUUGCGUGCCCUGGCAAGAUGGAGAACGUUCGGCAGCGCUCCAGGAAGCAGGUGGAAGAUGCCAAGCUGUACGGGAUUCAGGGGUUUUCCAAAGACAUUCUCGAGGUUGCAGAUGUUCUACAGAAGGCCACCCUCAGUGUCCCUGAGAGUGCACUCAAAGGGACGGACAAUCCCCACCUUGUGUCCCUCUAUGACGGAGUCAAGCUGACUGAGGCUGAACUACAGAAAGUCCUCAAGAAAAACGGAGUUGCCCACAUCAAUCCUCUGGGGCAGAUGUUUGACCCAGUGUACCACGAGGCCAUGUUUGAAGUGGAGGGAGACAAGCCUGGGACUGUGGCUCAUGUGACAAUGCUAGGGUAUACCCUGCACGGACGAACAAUACGACCUGCCAGAGUAGGCGUCGUCAAACAGACAGAUUCCUAGCUCGCGCUGUGGUGUUCAAUCAUUCCACUUGGAAUUGCAUUGUUGUCUUUUCAAAUUGUUGAACGGAGAAUUUCAGAACCCUGAUAGAGGUGUUAGUACAAAUUCACAGUUA